UCCCUAGCUCAGCCUAGUGGUCUGACUUUCCCAUCAACAUGAAGGCUUUUCUGAUUCUGGGGCUUCUUCUCCUUUCUGUUAUAGUCCAGGGCAAAGUCUAUGAAAGGUGUGAGUUGGCCAGAACUCUAAAAAGACUUGGAAUGGAUGGCUACCGUGGAAUCAGCCUGGCAAACUGGGUGUGUCUGGCCAAAUGGGAGAGUAGUUACAACACCAGAGCUACAAACUACAACCCUGGAGACCAAAGUACUGACUAUGGGAUAUUCCAGAUCAAUAGCCACUACUGGUGUAAUGAUGGCAAAACCCCAAGAGCAGUUAAUGCCUGUGGUAUAUCCUGCAAUGGUAAGACUAGAUAAUA
Molecule: messenger RNA, 355 nt
Organism: Marmota flaviventris (yellow-bellied marmot)
Lineage: Eukaryota; Metazoa; Chordata; Mammalia; Rodentia; Sciuridae
Source: RefSeq, a predicted model, not a curated record